This is a messenger RNA of Penicillium digitatum Pd1, 2739 nucleotides long. Its product is annotated as putative Pre-mRNA splicing factor. Gene Ontology annotation, biological process: base-excision repair. NCBI's taxonomy places the organism in Eukaryota, Fungi, Ascomycota, Eurotiomycetes, Eurotiales, Aspergillaceae. Gene Ontology annotation, cellular component: nucleus. Gene Ontology annotation, molecular function: DNA binding; catalytic activity. The record is from RefSeq and is a predicted model, not a curated record.
AUGGCUCGACUCAGCAAAGUCUCUGUUGAUGUUCCCCUCCCAUCCUUCGACAUAGAUCCCCUCAAGACCUUUGACGAACACUGCUUUGACCGGGCCGUUGACAACAUCUUGUCCGAGGAGGCGAGCAUCGAAGAAUCCCUAGACGAGAUGAUGGAGGACGAUAUUGGUAUCUCGAGUCCAUUUAGUCAUGAUGGUGCGUCUGACUCCUCGAAGCUCAACGUUCGUCGAGGCCGAAGGACUGGAGCCACCUCGCCGCAUUUUUCUAUGUCCUCGACCUCCUCAGCUACAACCACCUCCGCAAAGAAACCGAAGCCGAGAAGGUCUUCUAGAAAUAGGAAUACUGUGACAAUAGAGGAUGUCAGUGGGCACAGUGAAGCUCUUGGGGGCCUCGAAAACGCCACAAAACCUGAGAAUGAGGAAGUCAUACGAGUUGAACCUUAUCCCAUCCACAAGGCUGGUGGUCAGCCUUAUGCAAUUCCAGAAACCAACGAAAAUCCCGCAAUGCCAACCAGUGACAACGAAAUUACUGCGGAAGAGAAGAUCUUUGCUUCGGUGGACCCAGAAAAGCAGUUGGAGGUGUUGAAGUUCGUUGUGUCACACUCUUUCAUGACGGAUCAAGUUCAACCUGUUCGACGUUCGGCCAGGCGAGAAUUUACUGGCCAAGUUCGCGGCAUCGCCGCGGAGGUUGGAAUGAAUGACACUGCUAUCAACUCUUUGAUUGACCAUGUUCGAAAAACCUACCUUGAGGACCGUGGAAUCGUGGCAGCUGAUAAUGCUGGCUCUGCAUUCGGGGAUGAAGUGGACAGCACAGAAGAAAUUCACACCAAGAGCGCGCAACGAAAACGGCGUAAGAGCAGCUCGGAUCAACCCGAGGACAAAGAGCACAAGAAAAGCAAGAGACGUCACUCGGAUAAGACAAGACGGCGCAGCCAUGAUGCUAUGCAACACGAUGAGCCAACUAAGGCUUCAGAAGUUCUUGUCCCAGAUGUUCCUUCUAAUAGCCAGGGUAAUGGAAACACUGAGCCACAAGGACCGAAACAAAUGGACCACACGCCGGAUCCACCAAAAAUGCCCAUGAACAUCAUUCGGGGUAGCCCCAGUACACCCAUCGGCCUCUCCGACUCUCCCCCUUAUGACGAGUUCGUGCUUGGAGCUGAUUGGGUUCCAUUCCAAAACCGAAGCGUUGGCUCCAUCAGAGGGCUCACGGAUCUCGAGGAGAGCUACAAAAAGGUUCUUACACCUCACUUGUCACCUAACUUCCGGCAAGAGGUGAUUCCUGAGAGCCCGUUACCUGAUAAAGUGGUAGAAGAAAUGCACUCGAAACGUCGCGAACCAGGCAAAGCAUCACAGCGAGAAAAGAACAAGCGCAAGCGCGAACGAAGAAGGGAGCGCAACAAAAAUCGACUGAACUUUAGUGAACCGAAACAAGGUGAUUCCACUGGCGGGGCAGAGAAAAAGCCCCAGGGCGCCUCCGUUGAUCGAGCAGACCAAGGCCAACUUCCACCUUCUAUUCCGCAACAAACCCCAUUGGGAAGCCCCAAUGAAAGGAGACGGAGCCCCAGUGUGAUUCCAAGUGAUGAGGUUCAAUCUAAGUACUUCUUAAGAGCCGGCCAUCUCGAAGUUGGCUCGAAAAACAAGCGGGAACCGGAUUCCUCGCUGCACGAUUUGUCUAUCCCCCCCCAAACCCGACAGCUGUUGAAAGAUUUGAAUCUGCCCCUGGACUUUUUGUCGUCAGAUUCUUCCUUGAGUGAUGCGCCGAGCGAUUUUGAUUUCGAUCCCGAUUGGGAUGAUCUUGAUAGUCCCCUGUUGUGCAUUCAGAUCAAGAUCUCAUCCCCAGACAGCCCCUAUUUUGUCCCUCAAUCUACAACCCUUGAGCGUCGAACGCCGGUGAAAUCCACCUCUUUUAUCAACCCAGAACUCGUUAAAAUCCCUCAAGCCAAACCCCUGAAGCAUUCUCCUUAUUUCCCACGUGUGCUAGUUGAUCCUGACUCUUGCCUCCCGUUUCCCCCCAUUGACGCGCCUUCUUUCGGGCUCGUCCAGGAACAGCUUGCACAUGACCCCUUUCGUUUACUCAUUGCAACAAUUUUUCUCAAUCGAACCCGUGGGGGUGUUGCCCUACCGGUCUUGUUCAAGGUUUUUGAACGAUACCCUACGAUCGAGGCGAUGGCAGAAGCAGACCUACCGGAACUGGUGUCGAUGAUAAACUGCUUAGGCUUUCAGAACCAACGUGCGAGGAAAUGUAUCACGUUGGCCCAAACCUGGCUAUUGGACCGCCCGAAUAAAGGCAAAAGAUAUCGCAAGCUCCACUACCCACAAAGAUUGGACGGUCGAAACAUUGGUCGUGAAGACUGCAUUGACGAAGAAGAUAUGCGGGUCGCAUGGGAGAUCGCACACUUACCUGGAGUUGGAGCAUAUUCCCUUGACAGCUGGAGGAUCUUCUGUCGCGAUCAGUUGCGAGGGAAAGCCUCCGACUGGAAAGGCACGGAAGCGACAGAGGUUGGGUUUGUACCUGAAUGGAAGUGCGUUCUACCACAUGACAAGGAGCUACGUGCUUAUCUUACAUGGAUGUGGCUGAAAGAAGGAUGGAUUUGGGAUUACAACACGGGUGAUCUGACACUUGCAAGCGACAAGAUGAUGAGAGCUGCGCAGAGUGGAGGGAUUGCCCAUGAAGAAGAGGGGAAUUGGGUACUAGAGACCUCCCCUGUCAAGGCUGUGAAUGAUUUGCAUGAAUCAGAUUGA